UUAUAUUUACAUUUUUCAUCAUUUGCGUUCGUGUAUUUUUCGGGAUGUAGUUUUUUAUUAAAAAUCUAAUUUUUGGAUGUUUUUUAAUAUGCCCAACUUAUAUUUCUAGUCAUCAUAACGAAAUUUAAAUACUCGCAUUCACUUAAAACUAAUAAUAUAUUCAAAAAACAUGGACGUUCCGGAAUUACACGCGCCAGUAGACUUAAACAAGUCCUUAGACGAAAUGACACCCGAAGAAAGAAUGAGAGCUGAACAUCAGCUGAUGCACGAGAAGCACAAAGGUCAUGAAUCAAUGCACUCCGAGAUGGUUAUUAUCCUCUUGGUCACUCUGUUUAUAACUCAGAUAAUUCUAGUUGAAUGGAAGAAGAGACAUUACAGAUCUUAUUCGCUCAUCACACUGCUCGCUAUGUGGGUAAUUCCCCUACUCAUAUCGUUCUUUUAUAGUUGGCAUCGAUUUAUAAUCAUUUGGUUGAUAUUCUCGUCACUGACAGCUUUUGUGAUGAGAAGAGCUGUUAGCAAGCCUAUUGAAGGCACUACGCCAAGGCUUGUCUACAAAUGGUUCUAUUUUAUUUACAAGCUCAGCUAUGGCUUGGGCAUUCUAGGCUAUUUGAUUAUGAUGGCCACCUUUUUGGGCUUUAAUUUUAUAUUUAGUCAACCGCCUAAUGUAUGGAUGGAUGUAGGUCUGCUUUGUGUAUUUUACGGACUCUACAUCGGUGUUUUAGGUCGUGAUAUAUCAGAAAUUUGUUCUGAUAAAAUGGCUUGCCAUAUUGGUUAUUAUACUCCGCUAGGAAUGCCAACACGACAUCUCGAAGAAAAUGUGUGUGCUGUAUGUGGCAAUCAUUUGUUUGUUAGUGAAAAAGAAGAAGGUAUCAUUGAAAAUACGUACAAACUCUCGUGCAAUCAUGUUUUCCAUGAGUUUUGUAUUCGAGGAUGGUGUAUUGUUGGAAAGAAACAAACUUGUCCAUAUUGCAAAGAGAAGGUUGACCUCAAGAAAAUGUUUUGUAAUCCAUGGGAACGUCCUCAUGUACUUUAUGGACGUCUUUUGGACUGGAUCCGGUGGCUGGUUGCAUGGCAACCUUUAAUUUUCUUCAUUGUGCAGGGUAUAAACUGGGCUCUAGGUUUAGAGUAAAAACUAAACAAACGAAAUCUAUUUUCCUUUUUGUGACGCACUGCACCCUAAGAUAUAAUUGUAUUUUAAGUUAUCACUUGGUAUUAUAUCGUAAUUUAAAAAACAAAACAAAAAAAAAAAUAUUUUCCUACAAUUCCUUAUAAUUAUAAUACACAAUUUUUAAGUAAAAUAAUUGUAAAUAAAGACAAAGUUUAGCAAAGUGUGUGAAAAAAACUCGGGUUUGUUAUUGACAAGGAAAGAACAAAAUAUGUAGAGCUUAAAAUAAAGUCCUCAGCUAUAAUUAUGAACGGAAAGAUAAGAUAAAAGACAAGUCCUUUGUUUAUUUUAGAAUAUAUUUUUUAAUUCCUUAAUUUGUGUAAAAUGUAAAAUUGUGGCUUCUUUAUCUCGAAAGAUGUGGCUGCUUCUUCUUUUGAAUUAAACUAAUAAAUGAAUGUGUGACACAAAAUUGCAUUGUA
Molecule: messenger RNA, 1584 nt
Organism: Episyrphus balteatus (marmalade hoverfly)
Lineage: Eukaryota; Metazoa; Arthropoda; Insecta; Diptera; Syrphidae
Product: E3 ubiquitin ligase RNF121
Exons: 7
Coding region: 170-1129 (319 amino acids)
Cellular component (GO): Golgi membrane; endoplasmic reticulum membrane
Molecular function (GO): ubiquitin protein ligase activity; metal ion binding
Source: RefSeq, a predicted model, not a curated record